UUAUUAGAAAUUCAUUCGCUGGUCUGCAGCUGCUGCAGGGAGCAUCAUACUGAGUUUCAUUAUCAGUCCUGAUUGCUGAUGAAUUUUACAUUAAAGGCCUGCUAAUGUGGCUGCAUGUGAAUCCUCUGCCUGCAGGUUGGACACCAACUGCUGGAGGAAGCAUGAGAGUCUCUGAAAGCUGAGGGACAUGUACAUACUGAUGUCUCAGGUUCCCAAUUUGAGUGUCUGUGUGUGUAUGUGAAUCCAAGCAGGGGAGGUAUCCAAUACAGGAUAAAAUUAGGCCAGCCAGGCCUUAUAUUGCUGACAGAGCUGGGGUGGCCAAAAAAAGCCUGGAGUGCAAGCCAACAGUGGAAGGAAGAGAGGGGAGCAAGCAGGACCGCCGCUGAAAUGGCCACCAAACUUGUGGAUCUGGUGUAUUGGCGGAACUUGAGGAAGACCGGUGUGGUGUUCACGGGCCUGGUGAUCGGUCUUGCCAGCCUCUUCCAGCUCAGUGCCAUCACCGUGCUCUCCCACAUCCUUCUGGGCAUCAUGUGCCUCACUUUCCCCCUCCGUCUUUACUACAAACUGCUGGAGCUGCUGCGCUGGAACCCCGGCGUCCACCCCUUUCAGUCGUAUCUGGAUUAUGACAGCUCUCUGACGGAUAAGGAGACGGUGAUGGUGGUAGAGGAGGUGGUGCUGCUCAUCGCGUUCGCCGUCACAGAGAUCAAACGGCUUCUUUUCAUCGACAGCUUGGUCGACUCUAUUAAGUUUGCCGUGCUCUUGUAUCUGCUGACCUACGUCGGCGUCCAGAUCAACGGGCUGACUCUGGUGAUAGCUGCUGUGAUUGCUGUUUUCUCUUUUCCUCUGUUGUACAAAAAGCAACAGGUGCGGAUAAGACGGUUGGUCAGAGCGAUCAGAGCUUUUGUAAAGAAGAUCAGAAAUAUGUGCCUCAGCCUGUAUGCAUCAGUGAGACCCUCUGAGGCCCCUGAACCUGCCCCUAAGCCUGCACUUGCUGCCGCCCCCAAACAGAAAGCCAAGUCGAAGUAACUUGUCGGUCGUGUGUUCGAAAGCGCCCAGGAUCUGGGAUUUGGAAAAUGUUGGAAUGGUACAUCCUCUGUGGGGCCGCUGGAGGGGCAGCUCAUUUCCAUUUCUCCACCAUGAUGUUUGUUUAUGGGAGCAAGAUUUAAUUGAUCCUGACAGCUGAAACAAAGCUGCCAUUCACUGGAGGAGAGGCGGGGGAAUUUUAUUUACUGAGAUGCUCUCUGUGGGCAGUGUUUAAUAUAACCAGUUCACACAGUCAUCUUCUGCAAGUAGGGCCGGCGCAGAAUAUCACUGUUUGUUCUUCGAUAACAAGUCUAUUUUUACAUAACUAGUGAGCACUGUGUUCCUGUUGAACUGCAGAAUUAUUCAUCACCUAAAACUGAAGCAUUAUCGCUGCUUUCAUUAUUUAGCAUCCUUCAGUGUUGGCUGCUUAGAAUAAAACUGACAUGAACAUCAUUUUCCAUUAAUCGGCAUUAAUAGUGCUGUUCAAGUAUAAGGAAACGCUUUCUAAGCAGCAGCGACUUACAACUUUUAUGAGGCUCAUAGGAGAAAUAAUGAGAGCAUUGUCCUCUGCUCUUCAUGUUAAUCGCAUUUAAUUAGGAACAAACAGUGACUUCAUAAUGCUCUUAGAGCAGUUUGCUGAUUAAAAGUACAAAGAGUAACAAUAAAAUGACGCUUAACAAGUCAGAGGAACCUUGAUUGUCCUCAGCAAUCCACCAGAAUUAUGACUGAUUAAUGGACUGGAGACACAUUUUUUUAAUUUGUAGAUAAGAGUCUUUGCUUCUGCUUUAACAGUUUAGCCGUUAAUUUAAACCUACAGUAACAUUUUUGGCCACUAGGCAGCAGUGGUGACAAGCUGAUUACUAAUGCUGGUAUAGACUGUAUAUAAAGGGCGGUUGUAGUGACUGUGGCAUUUCCAGUUGGUUUUUGAAGACUCAAGCAGCCUGUCAAUCACAAGGAAGCCACACCUUGAAGUACUCUGCUUUACUGUCGAUUUUUCUCUAAACGGGACCAUAAUGUACAAAAUUAACAUCAUGCUGUAUUGAAGAAGACAUGAAACUAGCGACUGACGUCCAAUAUGAGUGGUGACUGGUUUAGAGAAAUACAAGCCAAAGUGCUUUUCCCCCUAUAACGGGAUGAUAAUGAGAUGCAGCACAGACAGGUCUGGCUCUGUGAGACUACUUUAGCAUUGGUUUCACUCUUCAAACACAGAGGCUACAUCCAUAUUUUAUAUGCAGUCUGACUGAUAUAUCACCAAAUUUAUAAUUUAAUAUGGAACAUUUUUAAGCAAACAGAUGCCUAUUUUUACAUCCAGUAAGAAAGAGAAGACAUUAACAUUCAUUUGUGGCUAUCUAGUCAAUGUUAGUGCAAUAGUUUCUCAUUUUUAGCUCUGUUUUUGGUCUCCACCAGCACAGAAACAUCAGGCUCUAGCUGCUAAAUGCUCUAUUAGCUUUGCCAGCUUGUAGCUAACUUUGAUUCUCUGGUGUUUGGUGCUGCGUGGGUAGUGUGGAAUUUCACGUUUUUGUAACAUUUUAGUUGAAAACGACUGUUUGCUACGCCUGAACACGAUAAAGCUGCAGGUUGAAAAACACACAAAAAAAUAGCUAAAAUAUGAUAAGCUGCUCUGUAGAGCAGCAGAUUAGGUUUGUGAUCCGUUAUUAUUGUUCUAAAUUGCCGAGUAUAGCCAAAAGAACAAGAGAAACAUUUGAACUUGUCAUCGUGUUUGCAUUAAUUUGCUCUUCCAUUUGUCCCAGUUUUCUUCUCUUAGCUCUCUUUUUUUUCCUCUUAGUUCUAACUCACUAAACUUACUACAUAAUUAACCAUUCUAAUAAGAACACAGCACCUCCACUCAGCUGGAUAACUGUGUGAACUAGAUACAUCAUAAACUGCCUUCAGAAGACAUUUCAGUGAAUACAACUCUAUUAUACUCCUUGUAAGACAUUCACUGUUACUGUCAGACAUUAGACAAAAAGCCAGAUAGGGGGUCAGGGGAGUCAUCUGGUGAGGACGUGUCUCGCUUAAAAAAAAAACAAAAACAAGCAGAUAAAGCAACAUGCUGCUGACAGGUCAUGAAGAGAAAAGAGCUUGAGGGGCAGUUUGACAAUGAGGUGGAGGUCACUGGUAAAUACAAAGAUAUCCACUUAAAGAAGACAUUAAAUUCCAUUCCUAUUCCACCUCCAGGGCAGGAAUAUCAUGGAAAUACCAACAUGCUGAAGUUACAGUAAUGGCAUCAAGAACUUUCCCUUUGAGAUACUUGUCAGUUGUGGUCAUUUAAUACUUCCAGUGAGGAUCUGUUGGUUGCACAACUCCGUGUCAGCAUUUUCCAAAUCGGCCAAACAAUUCAAGAAUGUGGUUGAAGGUUGUUUCCAAAAAUAACCGACGAAUCUCCAUAAAAUUACCCAGAGCACCUCAUUAAGCAAAAACAAACUUUCACUGCAGUGCAACAGGAAGUGUUCUCAUCGUUUACCAACAGCGCUGAAGAACACUUAUAGACUGAGUUUACGAUGAACCUUUAACCUCAGAAAGAACACUUCAGUUGUGAUCUGGCAUGGAGAGAUGCUCUUGUUAACUUGCAGUGUGCCAUCUGUACAUUUUUACUCUUAGCAAACCGUAACAUCAACUGAAAGACCAACAAGGGAACAGGAGAAAAUAACGGUUACAUGAGGAUGAAGAGACAAAAAUUGUGGGCAACUUUUCCUUUAUUGUGACAACUAGCUGCUAAACCUGAGCCAGUAAACUGUGAGAAAGUUAUUUCAGUGCAGCUGUUUAGCCUCCUGUUAGCAUGUCAGAUCAAUGUCCUCUGUUUGAGAUCUUAAAAUGAUGCUGCACUCAUACUAACAUGUCUUAAUGAACUGAAGUGUUACAUAUAUAUAAAAGAUGGUUUCUUACCUGCAUCUGGUGAUGUUGCAUUGGUUACCUACAUCUUCAGACAGUUCUGCUUCUUCUGUCUAUGUAUUAUUUCUGUUUGCUGCUGGAUUUAUCUCUUUAACAUGUCCAUUUUCUAUGCUCUCAGUGCAACAAACAAAUUUCCAUUCGUCCAAAAAUCCAUUCACCUCCUUCAUCAUACAGGGAAGGCAGCAAAACUUGGACAUGCAAAACAAAAACUAUCUGCUGGAUUUAAAACAAACAAAACAACUCUCAACCAUUUAGGGAUGCACCAGUGCAACAGCUUGCUGUGGUACCAUCUGAUGCCACUUUGUACAAUUACAAUCAGCACAACAUCAGUUUUACUGCCUGUUUUUGGCUGUUAUCUUAUUUUUCUAGACGUCUUUUAAUCUUAAUGCAACUGCCAAAUGCACAACAACAUAAAAAACAUUAUUAUAGUCUUGCCAAAGCUGGGCUUCAACCAUUACAGUUGUCAUUUUUAUAUUUUGUUUUAGGUUUACUCAGAUUUCUAGAGGUUUUUAUUGUUUUUAUUGUUGUUUCCUAUUGUAAGUUUGCUCCCCAAUUAAAAAAAAAAAUUACUACAAAGCAAAGUGAGAUUGUUUGUACCCCAAUACAGUAUCUUUACUUUCAUGAUUUGUUGCCUAUGACCUGUCACAGCAGGUAAUCCAACAUCCAUCCAUCCAUUCUCUAUACACCACUUAAUCCUAUCCCAGCUGACUUAGGAUGAAGGGAGGGGACAUCUGGACAGGUCACCAGUCUAUCACAGGGUACAUAUAGAGACAAGCAAACACGUUCACAUUCACACCUACUGACAAUUUAGAACCAACCAGUUAACCGCAGUAUGCUUUAG
This is a messenger RNA of Acanthochromis polyacanthus (spiny chromis), 4756 nucleotides long. RefSeq names its product reticulon 2b (gene rtn2b). The record is from RefSeq and is a predicted model, not a curated record. Bases 388 to 1026 code for a protein of 212 amino acids. The transcript is spliced from 7 exons. NCBI's taxonomy places the organism in Eukaryota, Metazoa, Chordata, Actinopteri, Pomacentridae.